Messenger RNA from Sciurus carolinensis (gray squirrel), 3188 nucleotides. It is a transcript of the gene Cdk18, whose product is annotated as cyclin dependent kinase 18. Gene Ontology annotation, molecular function: ATP binding; protein kinase activity. Gene Ontology annotation, cellular component: cytoplasm; nucleus. The record is from RefSeq and is a predicted model, not a curated record. Lineage: Eukaryota; Metazoa; Chordata; Mammalia; Rodentia; Sciuridae. The transcript has 17 exons. Gene Ontology annotation, biological process: protein phosphorylation. The coding region runs from base 498 to 1979 and encodes 493 amino acids.
CCCCCUCCCGCCGCCCUCCUCUCCCCUACCUUCCUCCACCCCUUCCUCUCCCUCCCCUCUCCCUCCUCCUCCUCCUCCUCCCUCUCCUCCAGCUCAGGUUGCAGCUUCUCGGGGAGCCACUCACCUUUCGGGAGCUGGGGAAGCGGCCCCGCGCUGGGGCAGGGACCGACCCCAGCAGGGCUCAGGGCGCAGGGCGCAGGGCGCGGCGCCCAGCCCCGAAGCCUCCGGGCCGUGGCGGGCUGGCGCGCGGCGACCCAGGACACGCGCGGGCGGUGCGGUGAGUGCGGCCGGCGGGCAGCGAGCUGCGCGAGCAGGGAGGUCGGAGGAGGGGGCACCGCGGCGCGGGGGAACCGAGCAAAGCAGGUGGAGAACAGCUGGUCCCCAUCCCUCUGCAUCUCUUCGGUCCUGCAUUCCUGCUCAAGUCAGCUGCCCCCAGUUCCACCCUCCCUUUGGCUCCCACCCUCUACCCCACCCCAGGACCCCACUGCUGGUCCCUGAUGAUCAUGAACAAGAUGAAGAACUUUAAGCGCCGGUUCUCACUGUCAGUGCCCCGCACAGAGACCAUCGAGGAGUCCUUGGCCGAAUUCACCGAGCAGUUCAACCAGCUCCACAACCGGAGGAACGAAGACCUGCAGCUCGGUCCUCUUGGCAGAGACCCCCUACCGGAGCCCAGUGCCUUCUUUCCUACAGACAGUGGGGAGGAGCCCGGGCAGCUGUCCCCUGGCAUGCAGUACCAGCGACGGCAGAACCAACGGCGCUUCUCCAUGGAGGACAUUAGCAAGAGGCUCUCUCUGCCCAUGGAUAUCCGCCUGCCCCAGGAGUUCCUCCAGAAGCUACAGCUGGAGAGCCCGGAUCUGCCCAAGCCACUCAGCCGCAUGUCCCGCCGUGCCUCCCUGUCAGAUAUCGGCUUUGGGAAACUAGAAACAUACGUGAAGCUGGACAAACUGGGGGAGGGCACCUAUGCCACCGUCUUCAAGGGGCGCAGCAAGCUGACAGAGAACCUGGUUGCCCUGAAGGAGAUCCGGCUGGAGCACGAGGAGGGGGCGCCCUGCACUGCCAUCCGAGAGGGCGGGCCUGUCUCUCCAGUGUCUCUGCUGAAGAACCUGAAGCACGCCAAUAUUGUGACCCUGCACGACCUCAUCCACACAGAUCGCUCCCUCACCCUGGUGUUUGAAUACCUGGACAGUGACUUGAAGCAGUAUUUGGAUCACUGUGGAAACCUCAUGAGCAUGCACAAUGUCAAGAUUUUCAUGUUCCAACUGCUCCGAGGACUGGCCUACUGCCACCGACGCAAAAUCCUGCACCGGGACCUGAAACCCCAGAACCUGCUCAUCAAUGAGAGAGGCGAGCUGAAGCUGGCCGACUUCGGACUGGCCCGGGCCAAGUCGGUGCCCACAAAGACCUACUCCAAUGAGGUGGUGACCCUGUGGUACAGGCCUCCGGAUGUGCUGCUGGGAUCCACAGAGUACUCCACGCCCAUCGAUAUGUGGGGCGUGGGCUGCAUCCACUACGAGAUGGCCACCGGGAGGCCCCUCUUCCCGGGCUCCACGGUCAAGGAGGAGCUACACCUCAUCUUCCGCCUCCUUGGGACCCCUACAGAAGAGACGUGGCCCGGCGUGACCGCCCUCUCAGAGUUCCGAGCCUACAACUUCCCGCGGUACCUCCCGCAGCCGCUCCUCAGCCACGCCCCCAGGUUGGACACGGAUGGCAUCCACCUCCUGACCGGCCUCCUCUUGUAUGAAUCCAAGAGUCGCUUGUCAGCAGAGGCAGCCCUGAAUCACCCCUACUUCCGGUCUCUAGGAGAGCGAGUGCACCAGCUGGGAGACAGAGAUCCAGCUCCAGAAGGACCCAGGUUACCGUGGCUUAGCCUUCCAGCAGCCAGGACGAGGGAAGAGCCGGCGGCAGAGCAUCUUCUGAGCUGGGCCCACCCUGCUGUGGCUCAAGGGACAAGAGGUCACAUGGAAUCCAAGUUUGGGUAGGAUGGGACCGUUGGAGGACUGAGGAGUGAGAGCCGGCGGCUGGAAGACUGCGUGGCAGCCUUGCUGGUCACACCUGUUUCCUCCCCCUACUCCCCACACACCUCCCUGGUGACCUUUGCCUGGACACCAACCCUUCUGUCACCCACCCUGAGUUGCUCCUCUGAGAGGAGGUGAGGGAGCAGGGAGAGACCUCGGACCCUCUCCCAGCCCGAAGUGCUUGGGUGUCAGCGUGGGACCCUCCAGGACAGACAGGAGAAUCCAGGUGCCAGCUGAGCACAGUGUCCCACGUGCCUCCCUCUGGGGAUCCCCUUUCUGACCCCAUAGAGCCACAUACAUUUCAUCCUCUCCUUGGAGAGCAGGAAGGGGCAUGGCACCUUGUCUGGGACCCUGGAACACUGGGUGCUGAUGUGUGCCUAAGGCCACCCCCCACCUCAGGGGCGGAUGUCUCUGUUGCAGAAGGAGCGGCAGCCUGUCUUCUUGUCCUCCCAGCCUGCUGUCCUUCCCCUCCUCACCAGAGGCCCCGCAUGCUCCCUGGCUUGAACCAAGGCCGAGCAGCACCAGCCUGCCCCUGGAUGCCCAGCUGCGUCUGGAGGUGGCCUGGUACUGCAGGCCGCACUCCUGCCACCUCGGCCAGUCCCCACCCGUCUCCCCAGUCCCGAUGGAGUUGCCUUAAUUUGGCAGGUGGUAGAGUGUGCACUGCCCUUGGAGCUCUGACCCAGCUCCUACUGUCCCCCUUCCCAAGAACCACCCCUGCUUUUCUUAUCAUCCCUGAGUGCUGAUAAGUCAGGGUCACCCUGACACUGGUCCCAGGCCGGCCUCUGCCCUUCGGGGCUGGCACAGCCUUCCCUGUCCUGUGGGGCUGUUCACCUGAACCUGGCACCAACUUCCCCAGAAGGUGGUCAUGAGUGGGAUGGAUGUCAGUGUCACAGGCUGAGGUAACGUGGGAUGGGAACAGGUGUCACCCCCCCCAGCACCCCCUUGUAUUCCCAAGGUUUCCUCAACAUGGGGUCGAAUCUUGAAGGGUAAAGGCUGAGGGGAGGCCAGACCCUGGCUUCCUCCGUGAGCCCCCUCCCAGCCCAACCCCCUCUGCCUGAGGAGUAGCCCUGGAGUCUGGGCGCCCCAGCCCUCCACUCCUCCCCCGCUGUACUGUGAAUAUCCUGUGACUCAGCACAAAGACAGAUAAUAUAUUUAAUUCAUGUUGUACGGAAA